AUCGCGUAACAGCAACACGACAAAAUCCCCACAAUCACCCAAUUUUUUCUAAAAUAAUCCAACGAUAAUUCCUAAAAUCCCCCACCCCUUACAAAAAAACCACCCCUCUCCUCUCCAAUAUCUCCGCAAGAUUAUGUCACCAGAUUAUUUACCAUACACAAUGGUCCAUUGUUCCAUCUCUGCGAUAUUUGAGAUCUGAAUGGGAAAUACUCUACUCGAUCGUAACACUACUGACUCACGUCAAAUUCUCCAAAGGAAACGAUUAAUCUUUUUUAAACAUUAAAUUUAUUACGCGAUACUUGACGAAAAGGAAACGGGAUUUCUCUCAACAGCACAUCUUUAGCGAAUCCGACUAUCAAAAAAUGGUCCUGCUGAUCGGCGGCGUGAAAGUGGACGAGAUCCCCACGGAUUCUCGGAGCCUGUACCACAUGUACCCCCAUUUAAAAGAAACGGCAUCUCAAGUGGCGUCCACACCUCCCAAACAAAUCGGCCCCGUCGGUCUUCUCUACGUCUCACAAAGGGAAUUCGGCGUCUGUUCUCCUCAUGACAAAAACAUCGCCAUCAUGGGCACGGAUGACUGCACGACCUGUUUGGCCGUCGUUCUACGCCAUCCAACAACCGGAGCAGUGGCGGUCGGUCAUUUCGAAGCCAUUUGCGUUGACGGGAUAACCUCCAUGUUGAGCAGAAUCCAGGAUUUGUCGCUGGGAUAUUUUGAGCAGGGUCCAGUCCACAUGCAUUUGGUCGGAUCCUUCGGUGACUCGAGAGGAUACAGCGAAGACGUCAUCUUUUCAUUACUCCAAUACGUAAGCAAGGAACCCUGCGAAGUGGAGCUCGUCACUGCCUGCAUCGGCCAGCUGAACACGAUAAUCCGGGGCGACACCCCUUGGCCGAUAUUGUACGGCGUGGGGAUAAAUAUAAAAACUGGUGAAAUAUUCCCAGCGACGUUUCCAGAUAAAGGACCCGAUCUCCCUUUGAGACAUUCCAGAAUUUUCUCGGGCUCACCCGCGUUACUAGAAAUCUACGACUACCAAUCCUGCCUCCUCCGCAUCGGUCCAUUUCACUACGAACCACUUCGAUGUGCAAACAUUAUGCUGCAAGAGUCGGAUGAGUUCAUUCUUCAACAUUUAACGACGUCACCGGAAGUGGAGCCCGCCCACAUCGUCAACGAAAUAAAAAACACGCUCCGCCACAUCCAGGAGCACCCAUUUCCAGAAAUCACCAUAUUCACGGACAAUCGACCUCGCUACUACCGCAAAGAAGAGACGGGGCAGUGGACUCUGGUUAGAUUAGAUCCAUUCAGAUACGAGUCAACCAAUUAAUUUAUUAUAUAUGAUGCCAUAUUUAUCGAUAUAUAUUUCUCGACGGGUGACAAUCACCACCGCCACGCUUUUUGCAAUACUAUCGAAGAGGAAAUUUUGUGAGAUAAAAGAGAGAGGAAAAUUAUUUAUUUAUUGGAAUUUGUUGGAUAUUUUUGGGGGUGGAAAUGAUGAAAUAAAAAAAGAAAUUUUGGUGAGAAA
Molecule: messenger RNA, 1517 nt
Organism: Folsomia candida
Lineage: Eukaryota; Metazoa; Arthropoda; Collembola; Entomobryomorpha; Isotomidae
Gene: Ntan1
Product: protein N-terminal asparagine amidohydrolase
Exons: 9
Coding region: 363-1319 (318 amino acids)
Biological process (GO): ubiquitin-dependent protein catabolic process
Cellular component (GO): nucleus
Molecular function (GO): protein-N-terminal asparagine amidohydrolase activity
Source: RefSeq, a predicted model, not a curated record